CCGACCUUUGAGCACUGGCACAAGUCUGCAACCACCACCACUCCACCGCGCGCCCUCCACCAGCGGCCGCUCCAUUGAUUCUUGAAAAGCUGCCGGGAUCCGCAUUGUAUUUUCCACUUCACGCAUCCCUUCUCGCCUCCCAUUUGCUUCCAUCGAUUCGCUCGGAAUUUUGAUUUAUAUCUUCAGAAGCGGGUGAAUUGCGCCGCUGGUUGAUUGCUUGCUCUAACCGUCUCGACCGAGAUCGCGCUUCGGAAGAACACGAUCCCACAACAACAUCAUCGUCAUCACCAUCACCAUCAACAAACACUUGCAUAAUUCUCUCCAUACCCCUCCAGAUACCCUUCAUAUUGAUGCGAGCGUAGAUUGUGCCCAGCUUGCAGACCAUCGCGUGUGCGCUACUGACAACGGCGCCUCGAGCCUGGUUGCCAGCGCACACUACAUUCCUUUAGUCGCAUCUUCCACAAACAAUUACCAGCAAUGGCAAGCCAUCAUCCCUCUCCUCCUGGAGGCAUUCAGAUGCAUCAUGGUCCUCCAGGCGGUCCUCCUCCCCCUGGAAUGCCUCAACAACAGCCACCACAAGCUUGGCCUGCUCCACAGACCAUGGCUGCGAUGAACGAGGCUGUCUGGCUGCAAAUUGGUAAGAUGAUUUGUAUCAACCUUUAAAGAACACAUUCACUAACGCGCUUGACUAGGAAGCUUUGCCGAAUUGAUGGGUUCGCUUGAUGAAGCAAUGGGUGCUUAUGAACACGCCUUGCGCUCCAACCCCCGAUCGAUACCCGCUUUGAAUGCAAUCAGUGCUAUCCUUCGCACCCAAGAGCAGUUCCCCAAAGCUGUCGAAUAUCUUCAGAAUAUCCUGAAAUUGGAUGGAAAUAAUGGCGAUGUGUGGGGCAGUUUAGGUGCGUCUAUCGUGCUAACAGUGAAUGCAUCCCGUCGUAACAAAAAACUCACCUUCUCUACAGGUCACUGCUACUUGAUGAUGGAUGACCUUCAGCAAGCAUAUACAGCCUAUCAACAGGCUUUGUAUCAUCUCAGAGACCCAAAGGUUCGUUCGUCGUCAAAUUUGGGUGGGACUGGUUCUAAUAAAGCUACUCAGGAACCAAAGCUUUGGUACGGUAUCGGAAUUCUAUACGAUCGAUAUGGCUCCCUGGAACAUGCCGAAGAAGCAUUCUCCCAAGUCAUGCGCAUGCAGCCAGAUUUUGAAAAAGCCAAUGAGAUUUAUUUCCGACUUGGUAUAAUUUACAAGCAACAACAAAAAUACCAACAAAGUCUCGAGGUACUGUGAAACACAAAAAUUCGGGUGUAUGUGAUGUUUACUGAUGGACUCUAGUGUUUCCGAUACAUUGUUUCCGUUCCCCCGACCCCUCUCACUGAAGAAGACAUUUGGUUUCAGAUUGGCCAUGUCCAUGAACAGCAGAAGGAUGUAAGUACAGGAAGACCACAACAUAAACUCCCCACUUCUGACACUAUCCGCACAGUAUGACAAUGCAAAAGCAGCCUAUAUGCGCGUUCUUGACAGAGACCCAAAUCAUGCAAAGGUGCUCCAGCAGCUUGGUUGGCUGCAUCAUCAGCAGAGCAACAGCUUCACCAGCCAAGAGCGUGCUAUUGAGUACCUCGAGAAAUCUGUCAGCUCAGGUGAGACUCGUGAAAAUAACCCGUCCUGCAUUGUACACGCUAACACGUGGCAGACCAAGGUGAUGCACAAAGCUGGUAUUUGCUUGGCCGAUGCUACAUGUCACAGCAGAAGUACCCAAAGGCGUACGAGGCCUAUCAGCAAGCCGUCUAUCGAGACGGACGGAACCCAACAUUCUGGUGCUCGAUUGGCGUCUUGUAUUACCAGAUCAACCAGUACCGAGAUGCGCUUGAUGCCUACUCCCGUGCGAUACGCUUGAACCCGUACAUCUCCGAAGUCUGGUACGACUUGGGUACUUUGGUGAGUUUGCGGCAACUUAACCCUCAAGGUUGCCAGAAAUCUAGCUAAUCUUUUCACAGUACGAAUCCUGCAACAAUCAAAUCAAUGAUGCGUUGGACGCGUAUCAACGUGCAGCUGAACUUGAUCCAACAAAUGCACAUAUCAAAGCUCGUCUUCAAUUGCUCCGUAACGGCCCCACUAAUGGACUUCCUAUUCAAACAAGUGCACCACUUCCACAAGACGUUCAUCCUCAAGCUUACCAAGUUACUGGAGCUGUUGGCCCCCCAGGUCCUCAAUGGGGAAGCUCUGCACCGCAAGCACAAGCCCAAGGUCCACCAAAUCCUGUUAAUGGAUGGGGUAGUCGACUCGCUGAGAUUCAUCCACAACCAGCAAACCCGUUUGAUCCAAGAGACGCUGCUCGAGGUCCUCCUGGUGGCGGUGGCCCAAUUCCUCCAUUGGCACGCGGACCUAGUCCAAGACAAGAACAACAAAUGAGACCGUAUCCAGGACCCGGAGCUGAUCGUGGCCCAACCGGCCCCGGUCUUGUUGGCCCUGGCCAGCUUGGAGGUUUGAAUGGUUUGGGUCCUCAAAACGGACCUGGAGGCGGACCAAAUGGUGCCCAAUCUGGUCCACCACCGCUCAGUAGACGUUCACCACCUCCUCGGGAGCAUCAUCCGGGCAUGGGUCCUUACUCUGGACAAGGUCUUCCACAACCUCCUCCUCAACAGACACCUUCGCAGCAGCAACCACCACCUGGUCCUCCAGCUGCCCUUCAACGUGUUUCAAAUCCCAACUAUGUAGCAGCAGGCCCAAGUUCCAACGUCUUGCCACCAGCACCAAACCAAAUGAAUGGCCCUGGACCAAGUCAAGGCCCUCCACCUGGAGCUGGUCCUCUUCCACCUUUCGGACGAGGCAAUAGCCCAAGGACUGAAGUACGGCCUAUUCUAGACAACAGUAGAAUGGCAUCCCCGAAAUCUGGCUACCCACACCAACAAGGAUACCAACAACAUCAUCCCGAUAUCUCAGCUCCUGCUGGUAUUGAAAGCGGGGUUCCUCCUCCAGCAUCUGCUAUGGUUGCCCAGCAAGAAGCUGCAGCUGAACGCAACGGCGAAAGACCUCCUUCAGUUGGACCAAAGAGAAUGCGAGAGUGGGAAGACGAGCAGCCGUCAAUGAAGAAGCCAGCAUCAGACGAGGCUCGAGCUCGAAUGGAUGAUAUGAACCAUCGUAGACCAUCUACACCACCUCGUGAGCAGCAACCAUUUCGUCGCAAUUCAGAGGAAAUUCGUCGAGAAGAUAUGCGACGCGAGGAGAUUCGGCGUGUUGACGAACAAAGACGUUUAGGUAUACUUGACGAACAACGUCGUGCCGAUGAGCAAAGACGGGUCGAGGACCAGCGUCGUGAUGAGCAACGUCGGGCAAAUGAAAACUAUCAUCCAUCCGAAGCAGCUCACCACCCACCUACGCACGCACUUCCGCCGCCCAACGCACUCCCACAAGUCAAUCAUUUACCAAUGCAAGGCCCUCCGGGACCACAUGCACCUCAUACCCCUGUACAUGAACAACUACCCCCGCCUCCAGCGCAGCAGCCUGUACCAAAAGAUUAUGCCGUUGAUGAACGUGAGCGUGAAAGGGAACGGGAACGUAUGGAACAUCCUGCGCCCCCACCUCCCCCACCACAAGUUGGCGAACCUGAAAGAGCUGCGCGAAAGAUGGAUGUUGACGAAGAUUAUGAUGAUGACGGAGAAGAGGAUAAGAAGGGAGGAAUUGUAUCAACUGCUGGAUCUGGUCCUGGUUCUGCUUCAGGUGAGACAAGGGUUGCUACAACAUCUCCUACUGGCGUUAAUGGUCAUGCAAAUGGGGUGGUCAAUGGAUCGACCAAGGUGGAAGCACCAGCGUGAUCUACUAAAAAACCUUGGUUCGGUUUUUCCUUGGGAAAUGGGGAGUUACAGUUUUACGGUUGUACAUGGGGUCCGAUUCCACAAACUGUACAGAAGCAAAUCCUAUUAAAUGUUCAUAUUAUGUGGUUUAUUGUAAUGAUUUUCUUGGUUUGAAUACGUCCUAUGCCUUCAUGUACUUUCGCGAUCCAUUCCCACCUGCCCAUAAUAUGAAGGAUAUUAAUUUCACCUUUGAUAAAGCAGAUUUUUGCCCAUUCAAUUUUCUUUGUGUGCUUUGGAUGGUGAAGGCAAUCCUUGGAUUUCCGCCAAGAAGAUUAAAGUAAAUGAACAAAUUUAUUUUUG
This is a messenger RNA of Hymenoscyphus albidus, 4146 nucleotides long. The record is from the annotation of a GenBank genome assembly. Lineage: Eukaryota; Fungi; Ascomycota; Leotiomycetes; Helotiales; Helotiaceae.